This is a messenger RNA of Drosophila miranda, 942 nucleotides long. Its product is annotated as transcriptional regulator ATRX. The record is from RefSeq and is a predicted model, not a curated record. Bases 118 to 873 code for a protein of 251 amino acids. Lineage: Eukaryota; Metazoa; Arthropoda; Insecta; Diptera; Drosophilidae. The transcript has a single exon.
CACCCACUGUUAGUGGGAAAACACAACUGGCAGCGCGAGGUUCAAAUACAGAGAUCUGGAGGCAAAGAGGCAAAAUUUGUUUCUGAAUAUCGAUAGCGGAUUAUAAGGUAAAUCACAAUGCAGCAAUCCUUGCUGCUCCUGUCGCUGGCGGCCCUCGUCCUUAGUGCGGCAGUUGCCCUGCCCCUGAGUGUAGAGGAGUCCGCCGAGAGGGGAUCCAGCCUGCAGAGUGAGAUGGAGAUGGAGUUGGAGAAGGAGCUGGCAGAGAGUGUGGAGGGCGAUGAGAUAUUGAGUACGGGCUGGGACAGCAACGAGAGCAGUGGUCCGAAGACUGUCGUUAAGCGAUCGCCUGAAGCGGCUGCCAAUGACGCCAGCAGCUCCUCGGAGGAGCAUGGAAAGGACAAGGCCAAAACCAAGGCGGACAGCUCCGGCGAAUCUUCCGAGGAGUUAAAAAAGAAGGAGCAGCAGCCGGCACAGGCUGAACCGGAACAAGCAGAACAGAGGAAAAGAAGAUCCACAGAGGCGGCUGGCAAGGACGCCAGCAGCUCCUCGGAGGAACAUGGAAAUGACAAGGAAAAAGCCAAAGCCAAGACGGAUAGCUCGGGGGAAUCCUCCGAGGAGUUGAAGAAGAAGGAGCAGCCUGAGCCGGAGAAAGCCAACAGGAGAAGACGUCAGGCCAUCAAGGACUCGCACAGCGCUGAGAUUGUGGAUGAUGAUGAGGAUCCCCUUCAUCAAGACAGUCAGGCUGAGAAAGAGGAUGGACCUGUGCCUGCCAUCACUCCACCGGACAACACCAGCAUCGAGGACUACGCCCAAGGAUGCGAGGUGAUGGAGGUGAGCUCCAAGGAGGCCAACGAGACAACCUACAUCGAAUGAGCCCGCACAUUAAACAUAAAGUAGAUUUAAAUAAACUAGAAAAAGCCCCGAACAGGCGUUCCCAACUUU